Messenger RNA from Asparagus officinalis (garden asparagus), 582 nucleotides. RefSeq lists its product as uncharacterized. The transcript has a single exon. Lineage: Eukaryota; Viridiplantae; Streptophyta; Magnoliopsida; Asparagales; Asparagaceae. The record is from RefSeq and is a predicted model, not a curated record. The coding region runs from base 1 to 582 and encodes 193 amino acids.
AUGAAGGGCAUCGGAUUUGCAAGAUGCACUCAGGAGCAGGCGGUAUACACAAGGAGUAACAGAGGGGAUACACUCAUUGUUGGCGUGUACGUAGAUGACUUGAUCGUUACGGGCUCGAGGGCGGAUGAGAUAAAGUUUUUCAAGCAACAAAUGAUGAAGGAGUUCGAGAUGAGUGACCUAGGGUUACUUUCCUAUUAUCUUGGCAUCGAGGUGGAUCAGCGAGAUGAUUGUAUUGCACUAAGGCAGGCGACCUAUGCGAAGAAAGUUUUGGGUCAGUUCGGCAUGAUGGAUUGCAACCCGACCCAAUAUCCUAUGGAAACAAAGCUAAAGCUUGGAAAGGAUUCUGAAGAAACACCAGUGGACGUGACUGAGUAUAGACGCAUUAUCGGAUGCUUAAGGUAUCUAACUCACACUCGACCUGAUAUCACAUAUGCCGUGGGGAUUGUGAGUAGGUACAUGGAGCACCCUACAGUUUUGCAUAGACAGGUUGUCAAGCAUAUUUUGAGGUACGUGAAGGGUACUAUGUCCUACGGAUUGGUGUACAAACGAGGUCGAGGCAAGCGUGCCAAGGUUUGUGGUUGA